This is a messenger RNA of Culex quinquefasciatus (southern house mosquito), 2413 nucleotides long. RefSeq lists its product as uncharacterized. Gene Ontology annotation, biological process: negative regulation of organ growth; regulation of DNA-templated transcription; cell migration. The record is from RefSeq and is a predicted model, not a curated record. Gene Ontology annotation, molecular function: molecular adaptor activity; kinase binding; ubiquitin binding. Gene Ontology annotation, cellular component: cytoplasm. The transcript is spliced from 10 exons. The coding region runs from base 85 to 2190 and encodes 701 amino acids. Lineage: Eukaryota; Metazoa; Arthropoda; Insecta; Diptera; Culicidae.
GCUUCUGCAGAGAGUGUGUGGGAAGGAAAACGCCAAACGGUAUGCAACGGGUAGAGCAUCAAGGUGGAGUUAGUACAGUGCGAGAUGUCGGAGCAGAUCGAGCAGAAUUUACCUCCCGGGUGGGACUGCAAGUACGACUCGCGGACGGGGCGCUACUAUUACGUGAACCUUUUCACGAAGACAACAACCUGGGAGGACCCGCGUGCCCGCUUUCGCCAGCUUCAAACGGGGGCCCCACUGCACAUCUCCAAUGACAACAUCUCGGUUCAGCCAGUGCAUGGUUCUCCCUAUCAUGUAUACCCUUCAAGUAACUCGUUCUACCCAGCUCAGCAAGCUUUCCAGAACCCACCUUCAGGUGUUCCCAGCCUCACUGCUAGUCCCAAUUUAGCCACCAAACUGCAGCAGCAGCAGCAACUCGAGCUGGCCGCCAUGAUGCGCUCUAGUCCGCACACACCCCGAAUGGGCCUGGGGGGACGCACCAUGCAACAGGAGACCUCCUUCUCGAACAACGUGACCGCAGCCGACACGGACGCCACGGUGGCCAAGAUCAACUCCAUGUUCCCGACCGUGCCGGAAACGCACAUCCGGAUGCUGCUCAAGAAAUAUUACAACCGCGAAGCCGUCGUCAUCAGCGCGCUGCAAGUCGAGAAGCACCCGCUCACGACGCCCGGUCCGUACUCGACUCCGCCGCUGCCCCAGCGCCACUUCCACAACACCGCCAUGGGCGUCGUGUCGGCCUUCCAGAUGACGCCGGUGCUCGGUGGCCGCAGCGAAGUGUCCACGUCGCGCACCGGCAGUCCCAUCCCGCGGCCGGCCAGCUGUGCCAGCGGCAGCUACUACGGCUACCCGCAGCACGGAUCGCCCCGGAGCAACGGAGUCGACGUCCGGUACUCGUCGCCGAAGCCGCACUCGUCCCCGAAGAUGAAGCUGAGAUACCUGAAGAGCUUCUUCCCCAAAGCGGAAGAAACGCUGAUCCUGGACGUGCUGGCCAACGCGGACAACAACGUCCAGACGGCGUCGCAGCAGCUGAUUACGCUCGGUUACGAGCGGCGGGAGCAGCCGCUUAACCGUGGAUCGCGCAAGGGCUCCGACAAGGAUGGCCAAACGGCGGGACCGUCCGGCGAGGGAGGCCAGCGGGUGGAAACGCAAACGCCAACGCCGAAGCCGAAGACACCGGAGGAGAAGAAGAAGAUCAAAGCACGGCUCCAGGCCAAGUACAAGGACAUUGCCGAGCGCAUCAUCAUGAUGGCCCUGGAGAGCGUCGACUACUCCGAGGAUCGCGCCAAACAGAUCCUGAACAUCGUGAUCCAGGAGGACAAGGAAAAGAAAAAAUCGGUCAAAAUCGACGCACCCCACAAGCCGGACGAGGACAAGGAGAACGCGGGCGGCCAGCAGUCCGGAACGCCAAGCCGCAGUAACAGCACCUCCUCGAACCGUCAGCGCGCCAAGAAGGGCAGCGUCGACUCGGAGGGCAAUCCGACGGAGAUCCUGGUGGACGGCACCGGAACCAACAUCAACAACAACAACGAGACCGGAAAUGCUUCCAUUGAAAUCACCACCUCCACCACACCAACCAGUUCCACUGCAAUCAUUAAAGAUUCACCACAAUCACUAGCGCCACCACCACCACCACCGCCAGCGGCACCGGAAACCGGAACCGGUUCCGAGCUGACUAGCAGCAGCAGCAGCGACAGCACGGCGGCCAUUCUGGCAACGCCGGGCAUCGGGCACUCGGCAUCCAUGGCCACCACCACCACAAUCACUUCCGCUUCCAAGCAAAGCCGACCCCGUGCCAAGGGCGAACACGCAAAGUAUUCUAUUUUUAGAAGCUCUUCCUCCGAGGACGAGCUGGACGGAAGUGCUGCUACUCGGGCCGCAACCCAGGACAAGAUGGCGUCCGCAAGCUACAACAACACGCCCCGCAUCUCGACCCGGGGUCCCAACGCGAAGCUGUUCCGCGGACCGAACGACGAUCUGCUGCUCGCCGACUACGUCACGUGGAGCGGUGCCAACCCGGACCUGGUCAAGGGUUCGCAGAUGCUGGCGCAUGGGCCGGAUCGGUCGAUCCGCAUGGAGCGGUCCUACAAGGCGCACGGACCGAACGGCGACCUGUGCAAGGGCCCCGCGGCCGGGCUGGCCAAGGGCAGCAUGUACGCCGCCAUGAAGGACGUCGUCGUCAAGUGCAACUAGGAGGACCGUCGUCGGUUCCGGAGCCGGUCGGAACCACCGAGGACCAGGACAGCAGCGGUCGUUGUGGCGUGGUUUAAGUGAGCGUGUUGCAGCCGGUGCUCAACAGGUGGGGUUAAGAAAGGGGGAGGGUUACAUUUUUGUAUGGAAGUGGUUUGUGUCUUGGGAAGAUGUUAUCGGUGUUUGGUGAACAUUCCAUGUAAGGCGAUGAAUUUGAAAUUGUUAA